Molecule: messenger RNA, 1380 nt
Organism: Bipolaris zeicola 26-R-13
Lineage: Eukaryota; Fungi; Ascomycota; Dothideomycetes; Pleosporales; Pleosporaceae
Exons: 2
Coding region: 1-1380 (459 amino acids)
Molecular function (GO): hydrolase activity
Source: RefSeq, a predicted model, not a curated record
AUGCCGCUACGCAUCUGUCAAAAGGCUGCCUCUGCUCUGCGACCCCCGCGACUACGGCCCGCCUACUACGCGCGUCUGGGCGCUUCCAAGCCCCGGCCAUUCUCAGCAGCGUCAGCUCCAGCGCCACACGAACAGAUUGAUGUCCCCUGUCGGUCCAACGGCAUCGUGACGGUUGACGUUUUCCGCGCCCCAAAGCCUGCUGCCCCCAUCUUGAUCUAUCUUCCUCCUGGUCCUGUACUCCCACAGUCUGAAGAAGAUGAACACCGUCUCAUCACAACAUUAGCCGCAGCAAGCGCGGCAACAAUCGUCCGCAUCAACUACCGCGCUUCGUCGGUACAUCAGUAUCCCACGCCAUGCCACGAUGUAUUGACCGGCUACGACUGGGUCCGCGAGCAUCUGCUUGUUGAUGCAUUUAACAGACCUUAUCUAGCUCGUCUUGGCGUAUGUGGAGAACUCGUCGGGGGCUCUCUAGCUACCAUGCUGGCCUUGACCGAGUGCCAUGCUGGAGAGAGCCGUAUCGGUGCCGCGGCCGUCAACAACCCCCUCGUCGACUGGGUCUUUCCGGACGAGCUCCCCGUUGUGCAGCCCGAGGAUCUCCAAGAACCUAUAAACGGUGAUGAAACAGCGCUCCCGGCCGACGAGGACUUGGCCGGUUCAUUGGCACUCCAGGAAGCCACUCGUAAUGUCUUGAUGUCUGAACGCAAGUCUCGCAAGCGGCCUUCGUCAAAGGCCCAGCAACUUUCGUCCUGGCAAGCCCACGGUGACAACACCGUCAUACCCACCUUGACUCUGUCGGGAGAGCGUGAUAUCCUCUUCAGAAGCCCAGAUGACUACUUUGAUCGCUUCGCCUCGCCAAUCCAUUUCUUCCGUUCCCCCCAUGCCCAGUUGAUCUAUCCACAGCCAGACCACAUCUUUGCGUCGCAGCAACCCGACGAGAUUCUAGACAUGGAGGCUCAGAUGGCCCUCAACCACUAUGCCACCUUUGACGAGAAUGCCAAACCCCCACAGCCGCUGCCGUACCUGAGCCGGUGUCGUGCAUACGCCCGCAACUAUCCCCAAGCUGGCACACGUCUAACCCUCCCAGUCUGGAACAUUACCACUGGUUUGCAAAGUCCACUGUCCGAUAGCUCGCUUGAGCUCGCAAAAAUGGUGCGUAGAAGUAUCGCCCGUCAGACGAUGAAAACGCAUACAGGGCGAUCGCGGUGGUUCGACGCAGCCGAGAAGAAGCACUACGAAGAGUAUGCCCAUGGCCGCGUCCAGGUAAACUCGCACUGGGGGAUUGGGCUGUGGAGUCAGCAGGAUGAGAAUCCAGCGUGGAAAUCACGCGUCGAGGACGUGGGAGCUUGGAUGAAGCAGCGGCUGGACCCAGGCUUUACAUGA